GAGCGCACCGGGUGCUCGCCCUACGCGCUCUGCGCGCUCCCGUUACUAGAACCGCCAUUUUAACUCCAAAACAUGUCAAAAUAUUUUUCUGCUUACGACCUACAGAUCUGAGCGGCUCCGGACCCGGAGGAGGCGUUUUCAGGUGAGGACGCCGGGUGGGGACUUGGUGGUGCUGCAGCGGGGCGCAGUCAGUCACCGCGCAGCCUGAUUUUUAACGGCCGCAGGCUGUGACCGAGCCUGUAGCUGGAGCUAACCGUGGGCAGCAGCUUUGCUCUGAGAGCUGAGACAGAUGUGAAUAUUGUGAUGUGACUUGAAAACUCCUUCAAGAUAGUCAGUUUAUCUGGCUCUACUGUCUGUGAGGCCAAUGUGGGUGUGCUGCACCUUAUCUAAGGAACAACACUCUCUGACUUGAAGUCCCCAAGGUGCAGGCUGCAGUCAUGUUCUGGAAGUUUGACCUGCAUACGGCGUCUCAAGUGGAGAAGCUGUUGGAGAAGGAGGAUGUUACUCUGAAGGAGCUGCUGGAUGAGGAUGAUGUGCUGCAGGAGUGUAAAGCUCAGAACCAGCGCCUCUUACUCUUCCUCACACAGGAUAGCAGCCUGCUGGAGCUCAUCAGCCUCAUCACACAUGAGCCCCCUACUGACCGGGAGGAGAAACUGCGCUACAAAUAUGCCAACACAGCAUGUGAGUUGUUGACAUGCGAUGUGUCCAUCAUUAAUGACAAAGUAGGCGGAGACGAUUCUUUCCUGAACGCACUUUACAGCUUUGUAGAACAGGACCCACCUCUUAACCCCCUGCUUGCCUCCUUCUUCAGCAAGACCUUUGGCAGUCUGAUUAGCCGCAAGACAGAGCAGACAAUCAGUUUCCUGAGGAAAAAGGAUGGAUUUAUUACGUUGGUGCUGAAGCACAUGGACACUUCGGCUAUGAUGGAUCUGCUGCUGCGGCUCAUCAGCUGUGUGGAGCCUGCUCCCCUCAGACAGGACGUCCUAACUUGGUUGGAUGAGGAGAAGCUUAUUCAAAGACUGACAGAGUUAAUUAACCCCAGCAGUGACAAUGAGAGGCAGUCGAAUGUGUCUCAGACGCUUUGCGACAUCAUCCGCAUGAGUCGUGAUCAGGCCAGUCUGCUGCAAGAGCCUACAGAGCUAGACCCUCUGCUCACUACGCUGGAGCUCCAGCAGAGUGUGGAGGCCCUCUUAAAGAACAUGUUCGAGGGAGAGAAGAGUGAAGUCUGCAUCAUAAAUGGAACUCAUGUUUUACUUACAUUAUUAGAGACAAGGAAACCUGGAGUGGAGCUGAUAGACCCAGCAUCUCAGGGGUUGGAAAAGUCUUAUACUGUAAACAACAGCAUCUUAUUGGGCAUUCAGCCUUAUCUAAAGCAUUACCACAACCUCCUGCUGAACCCGCCUAAGAAGUGCAGUAUGCUGACGACUUUGGGCAUUUUAGAGGAGCCCUUUGGGAAUGCUCGGCUGCAUGCCUGCAGACUUGUGGCUGCACUGCUUAACACUACAGCUCCCAGAAUCCACUAUGAGCUCUGCCAGUUGGACAUGGUCAACCUGAUACUGGAUCUGUUCUUUAAAUUCACAUGGAACAAUUUCCUCCAUGUUCAAGUGGAGCACUGUGUAUCUGCCAUUCUUCAUCAAGUAGUGCAGGAGGGGACAGCACAGGACAGUCCUGAGCCAGAACAGCCAGAAAACAAAGACAUAGCACACGCUUGCAUUGAGGAUAUACAAAACUUGGACAAGUCCGACAUGCUAUCACACCAAGACCUGGUAAAGCAUCUCUUUCAGAAGUGCAGGCUGGUCCAGAGAAUACUAGAUGCGUGGGAGGAAAAUGACAAAACACAGGCCGAGGGGGGCAUGAGGAGAGGGUACAUGGGACAUCUUACCAGGAUAGCAAAUGCUGUAGUGCAAUGUGCAGAGAAAGAGCCAGCACAAGCUCACAUCAUGCAGCUUAUAAACGAAUUACCUGAAGACUAUAGAACACGCUGGCAAAACUUUGUGGAUGAAACGCUAGCAGAAACCAACAAGAAGAAUGCAGUGGACCUGGUAUUUUCAGAUUACCAGAUCCAGCAAAUGACAGCAAACUUUGUUGACCAAUUUGGAUUCAAUGAUGAUGAGUUUGGAGAGCAUGAUGACAGUAUCAAUGCAACAUUCAGUCGAAUUGCAGGAAUCAACUGUAGCCUGGUGGAUGAGGGCCCCACUCCUGGAGCCUUUGAAGCUUGCGGUAAGGAGAAAAUUCGGCAAUUUGAUGAUGCUGAUGAGGAGGAAGAUAUUUGGGAGGACAAAGAAAUCAACUAUGCAACACAAGUGAAAUCUAGAACUAGGUUUGGGGUAACAUCAAGCACCCUAAAGAGUGAGGGUGAGGGUGGAGCUCGAAGGCGUCUGGGCUCACCUGACUUGGAGCGAUUUCCAGAGCCUAAGCAGAUCCCAGACAACAACCAGGGCCAGGAAGUGGGCACACAAGCAAGCUCCCCACAGAGUCCAGGCUGGGUGGCGAGUUUUGAAGAUGACUUUAACUUUAAGGCUGAUUUUGCAAGCGUUGCUAUAGACACAGGUUCUGGGGUGUGGGGUAGCUCAACAGCUCAGCUGAGUGACAGUGAGGAGAAGGGCUGGGCCACCUUCACUGACUUUCAGCCUUUCUGCUGCUCUGACACUGGACCCAGAUGCAGCUCUCCAGUAGACUCAGAAAUUCAAGGAACACAAAACCAAGACAAAGAUGUGAAGGGCUCAGCUGCGUGUGUGUGGAGUGUGUGCGGAUCGAGGAAGGCUCCUCUGGUGGCGUCUGACAGCAGCUCUAGCGGUUCCGAUAGCGAGGAAGAGGAGGAGAGAAGUGAGAUUGUCCUGGAUAAGAUUACUACAGGCAAAGAGACUGGCAAAAUCACAAUGGAAGCCAAAAAUGAGAAGGCACUCUUUACCAGUGAAGCUGAUGCCAAAACAUCAAGUGGCAUGACAGCAGGCACUACGAUGUCCAUCACAGAUACUCCUCCCCCUAAGGAGCAGAAAGCAGACUAAAGGCAAAAACCCAAAUACUAAUGACCAAGUGUGACAAAAGCUGUCAGUAUUUCAGAGCCACCUCAGUGUUCUUGUGUAUCAGCUCCACUUGUGAAAUAUCUAAUGCCUUGUUUUCACAUUUUCCCAGAGCCCCCAAGUUUCUUUUAGUCCAGCUUCAAGUCAAGCCUCUUUGAAAUCUGACCUAUUGCAUAGCAGCUGCUAGCCUGAAUGCAUUCGUGCCAGGCAAAUGCAGGUUUAGGAUUCUUCCAUUUGCUGUCAAUAUUGCUAUGUUGCGAGCAGUAUAGCAAUGUUGCUAAGGGCAGCUUACCACAGCUGUGACACAUUCAAUUCGCAGUCCUCGAGUGGCCAGCCACUACUUUUAUCCUCCUCCCUUUUUUCCCGAGCCAAGCUAACUAGUGCACUUCCAAUCCAGAACACCAGUGGAAAUAAGGCAAAAGGGUGUGGUUUUACUUCAGCUUAAGUCAAAUCCUCACAAGCUCCUUCAGGAUUUUCUUGCACUUCUGCUGUCCCUAUUAGCCACUUAAAUGAAAUUUUAUUUGGUGCAUUGUUACAACCUAAACAAACCUCCACAAGAACUAGAUAAGUGACAUCUGGCCUCUUCCUUAGAACAGAUAGGUACAUUUUCCACUAAAACUCUGUGGGCCAGCUCCUUCCACUACUUUGUGUGUGUGCGUGUGUGCACGAAAGAGUGAGUUGUAGAAGACAUUUUGGAUAGACUAUGAAGUUUACUCAGUUUAGAAUGCUGUGUCUAUAAUGCAAUAAGGUUGCAUUCUGUAGCGAGUAUUAGGAAUUGCAUUACAUAAUAAGUUUUUUUUUUUUUUUUUUUUUUCCCCCCCAGUAGAUGAUAGCAUCACUGUUUACCCAUAAGUGUGUGUGUGUGUGUGUGUGUGUGUGUGUGUGUAUUUAUUUAUUUAUUGCAGGUCCUUUCUGGAUCUAUAUCUGGUCAGGUCCAUUGGCUCAGUGUUUAAUUUCAUAAUUGUCUAUUCUGUCUUAAUCAUUGUCUCAGAGAUUUCAACUUACACAGAAUUCUUAUUUGCAACACAAUUCUCAAUUACUUGCAUCCAAAAAAAUCCUUUUCAUGCUGUGUCUCACAUAUGCAUUCACACACAGAAUAGCUGGAGGAUACAAGGGUAUGUAUGUGUAUGUAGUUGCAGCUUGUUUGCUCAGGUAUGAUGAUGAUGAUGAUGAUGUGUAUCUUUCUUGGCUCUUAAAGACUUGUGUCAAACAUUGCAUACUUUCUCUAUUCAGUUACUUCGGAUACUAUUUUCAAAGUAGUAUUUUAAAGGUUGCACAUUUAUAUCAUUAGUAAAUAGAUUGAUUUAAUAUCAAUGAUAAACAUGCUAAUUGCAAUUCUGAAUUACUGAAUUCACAUUGUCAGGCUAAGAAUGUGGAUUUUAAUUGAAAAUUCACAACCUGUAGAGCCUAAUAUAUUGAGACUGACAUUUGCAAAUUUUAAAUGGUAGAUAAAAAUACCAUGUUAUGUAAGUCAAUUUUGUUUAUUAUAAUGUCUUGUAUUGUUGACAUUCAUCUGCAGCCUGUAAGUUGAAAGGUAAAUAAUUGAAACAAUUGUGAAAAUACAUAUUUCAAGCACUUCCUGCAUAUCCAGUUUGUAAAUGUCAAGAAGGAUUACAGUCUUUUGAAGUAAUAUUUGGGAAAGAUUGAAGACUGAAGAGAAAGAACAAACAGAAAUAUGCCACUGACACAUAUUGACUGACCCUUGCUUUAGGUAUGCCUUUUCCAUGGCAGGUAUUAGUAAUUACUGUGUGAUUGUUGCUUCUAUUUUGUUGUGUAUGUUACUUAACAUACAGUAUAUAUAUAUUUUUUAUGAGGAGUUACUUGCAAAAUACAAAGCUUUGGUGUGUAUGAGAAUUUAGAGGCAAUAACAAAGUUUGAGUGCUUUAGCUGUUCUGAAAGUUUUCCUCUAGCUUUGCUUUCACGACUGUCAAACACACUGCAUUCUCUGUUAAAUGACUUGAUACUUGAUUGUGUACAUGCAAAUUCACUCUACCAGAAGCUCAGUCCUUGCGUUUAGAUUUUUUGCACUUUUGAAAACUUGAUUUUUGAUACCAAAAGCUGUACGAUGAUGAUGGUGAUGAUAAUGAUGGUGACAAUGACGGAGCUUUUUCACUGUGUUAUGCUACUAUGUACAUGGUUGAAAGUUUUGAAACACUUUAUUUUGUAAUUAAUAUGCAGGUGUGAGUGAGUGUCUAACAGAAGGUGUGGUCCAUCAAACCCAGGCCUUGUGUUUGAAUGUAUCUUCUUUUUUUAUGAUUUUUUUUCUGAAUUUAUCAAUAUAUUUUGCCAAAGUCUCAAACUGGUCUCAAAUUUAAACAAAAUAAUUUCUUGAUUUAAAAAACAAAUCAAUCUCCUUUCUUUUUUUUUCUUUUUUCCUUUUUGCUGGAAAACAGGGUUACAUUUUCUUCCCUUAGACGCCUUUAUGCCCUUCCACAGCAUUAGAGUAAGAUUCUUUUCCUGUACUGUAUGCCUCUACAGUAACUCAACUGCCUUCUGGUCAGUGUCUAUGCCGCUAUAGUCUGUAUUCUCUCUUUAUCCUGUCUUCCAAGUGCACAUACUAGUUAACCACUCGCUCACUCUGUACUUUUCUUCCUCUUCAUGUAGAAUUUGCUUAUUAAAAUAUUUAUUUUUUCCUUGUCAUUGCUCAGUGACGUGCAGAAGCACACAGAUGGUAGCAAAAGCCUUCACAUUCCUGUUUGUUUUUUCCCCCCCAAAAUCAUUAUAACACCUGAUGAAACAAACUUUGUGACGAUGGCAAUUUAAUAGUCAGAAAAGAUCAUUUCUUACUGCAGUCAAAUAAAUACACACACCACCUAAUUGAACUAGUUUAACUAUCAAACAUAUAAUAGUCAAUCUUUAUAAAUGAAAAAGAUACAAUAAUGAACCAAUAUUAAUUAUUAUUAGUUCAACUGAACACAAUUUAACCAUGUAAAUUGUUAUUACACAGUAAUAAUGUUUCUUGUAGCUUCAGCUGUUCCACUUUGAAAGUGCAGCUGUGAAACUAAUCAUUUUGAUUCUUAAAUCUAUUUAGGUCCGGCUUUAUUUUAGGUGUGAUUAAUGCUAGUGUGCUCACUUGUUUUGUAACUGUCAUGGUAUUAGAUUUCAUCACACUUUAGUUAUCCCUGAGUAUACUUACCAGGUCUGUGAUUGACUGUCUGAACUGCAUAUUCAUACAAACACCUAAUUUAAAGUUGGACUAAUGUUUAUGUAAACAUGUAUACAGGACACUAAAGCAUAUGUCAUUAUCUGGUCCAGUAUUGUAUGGUAUCUACUGCCUUCAGCAUCUGUGUAUUUGUGUCAGUCUGGACUACAGGUCAUCAUACAGUCAAAUGCCUUUUGUAUUUGUAAACUGAUGCUGGUGGUUUCUUUUUUGUAUAAAUGCAAUACUGUACCUGUUAUUUUUUGUUGACUCUAGGCUUCAAAUUCAAAUAUCAAACCAAUAAACAUUUUAGAUGUGUCUAAA
Pygocentrus nattereri (red-bellied piranha) is the source of this 6486-nucleotide messenger RNA. It is a transcript of the gene ppp6r2b, whose product is annotated as protein phosphatase 6, regulatory subunit 2b. The transcript is spliced from 23 exons. Gene Ontology annotation, cellular component: nucleus; cytosol. The record is from RefSeq and is a predicted model, not a curated record. The coding region runs from base 438 to 3008 and encodes 856 amino acids. NCBI's taxonomy places the organism in Eukaryota, Metazoa, Chordata, Actinopteri, Characiformes, Serrasalmidae. Gene Ontology annotation, molecular function: protein phosphatase regulator activity; protein phosphatase binding.